This is a messenger RNA of Danaus chrysippus (African queen), 465 nucleotides long. The record is from the annotation of a GenBank genome assembly. Lineage: Eukaryota; Metazoa; Arthropoda; Insecta; Lepidoptera; Nymphalidae.
AUGUUCAUACAACCACUCGCCCCUCCUCCCCCUCCUCCUCCUCCAAGUACUCCGCUUGAAGCUAGUGUAGAUACGUACUCCAAGCCGUCAAUGUUAGCGGGGCUCGCCGCUCGUAUGAUGCGAGCGUCAGUCGUUAAAGUUAUAUUACCAGUAGAUGAAGUUAAGUUUGUUAAAGGAGCCGAUGUAAAGUGGUUGUUAGGAGUCCCGGGUAUCAUAAACUUGGUGAUAAUUACAAACUCCGUACAAGGAGAGUGUUACGGUCGCGAGGUGCUGCGCUCGCCUCUCACGGACAUACAGACACACAGACACAGACACACAGACACACACAGAGACACAGAGACAGACACACACAGAGACACAGAGACAGACACACACAGAGACACAGAGACAGACACACACAGAGACACAGAGACAGACACACACAGAGACACAGUCGUAAAGAUCCGAGUAACUAGUGGGUACUAA